GAUCGCGUCGGACCAAUGGCAGCGUUUCAUUUUAAAUCUCCCUCUAAGCUUUCGUGUGGUUACGGUGUUUGUUGUGUACGUUCGUCGGGUGUACAGUGCUGUCAGUGCCGAAAAUGUAUUUACAUUAAAUAUUUCCCGAAUUAUUAUCAGACAGGACGAAAUUGGGUUUUCCAACCACUUUGUACAACCACUGCAAUUGCCGAUCACUUAACCUCCAUCAUGUCAGCCGCUAUGGAUAUGUUCCUUAACACUUCUGACUCCCUUCCGUUUCCAGACAUCUUGGACAUUGACAUUAAAACUGAUAUGGACCUAUUAGUGGGAGGUCAUAAUGACUUUUCCGGUUUUAAUUUCAACAGUCUGGAACCGUUAGAGUUCGAGGAUGCUCACGAAAUCAAAUGGUAUAACUCCAGCUCGAACCAUUCGAUACUGGAUUUUAGUGGAGAUGAUGGCCCGACCAUGGUCAAUCCGAAUGCAGUUAUGCCAGUUAUGUCUUUGGCAGGUAGCCUAGGCAGAAGCCCUUCGCCAGCAUUAAGGGAGAGCCAUCUGACGUUCUCCCCUGCCACCAUUAAAAUCGCGUCAAUUAAAGCUGAUACGGCGACAGUCAAGAAAGAUCUGUUAAAUCGCCUGGAAUCUGUCGAGAAGAAACGACUGGAAAUAGCGGAGAAGCGAGUACCACAACCGCGACCGCCACUGCAGCCUGUGAUCAAAUCAGUUUCAAAAGUCACCCCUAUCUUAGCAAAGCCAACUAUAAAACCGAUAACCAUAAGAGCCCCCAACGCAACCCCUACAAUAGUGAUAAAAAACGCGGUUCAACGCACAGCUACUCAUCCAGUAUUAACUCGAAUCACAAAUCCGGUAACUAUUAGAACUGUACCAGCUAACAUCAUCACUACAGUCCAGAGAAAGAAUGUAGCAAUUCAAAAGACUUUUGAGCCUGUAGACGAUAUUCCUGCCUAUCCGAAACCCGCCUACAGCUACUCAUGCCUCAUAGCCAUGGCAUUGAAGAACAGCAAGACUGGUUGUCUUCCUGUUUCUGAGAUUUAUAGUUUUAUGUGCAAGCAUUUCCCUUACUUUAAGACAGCACCCACUGGAUGGAAAAACUCCGUGAGGCACAAUCUGUCCUUGAAUAAGUGUUUUGAUAAAAUCGAGAAGCCCGCCUUAAAUGGGUCACAGAGGAAAGGCUGUUUAUGGGCAAUGAACCCUGCAAAGAUCAACAAAAUGGAUGAGGAGGUGCAGAAGUGGUCAAGGAAGGAUCCUAUGGCAAUUAGGAAGGCUAUGGUGAAUCCAGAGACCCUUGAAGCUCUAGAACGUGGUGAACUAAAGUUCUCGUGUUCGUUUGAUGACGAGGAGGCGGAGCAGUAUGGUGACUCGUGCGGCUCUGUGGGAAGUUCGGGCGAGGGUUCAGAUUCCGGAGAAGACAUUGACUCUCAGGAGGAGAUGGAGCAGGAGGAAUCGAGCAAUUUAAACUUGGACGAGAUUCAAGUCCAGUACAUUCAUGUUCGGGAAGGGGAUUUUGAGGAAUUUCGCCAGGUUAAAUCAGAAUCCUACGACACCUACGAAGAUGACAAAAAACUACUCCGAGUGGAAAUGGAGUUGGCCCAGAAAGAGCUAGACUACGAAAGGACACUGAACAACAAACGAAGAAAGACGUACUUGUUGCAAAAAUAACUUGCCAAAUAGUAUGUAUUCCAAAAAAAAAUGCAAUUUUCCUAUUCUAUGGUAAAAUGCGUUUAGGCGAUUCUGUAUAGAGAAUGUUAUUUUUCUGAGUUUAUUGUUGAAACUUUCAGGAAGGUUUUUCGCAAGGUUAAUUGGAUCUAAUAUCCAGAUUCGACGCUGUGUAAAUUGGUGAUACUUUUGUAAAUAGUGUGAAAUAACUAGUAUUCACUUAGCUAAGUAUUUUUUUACUGAUCGAUACGCUAUCCAAGACUGCCAACUUAUUAAUCAAACCUUGAGCUUUCGCACAUCACUUUAUUGUUCUUCUUGUUUCAUAUUUUUACAUCGGUUUUGGGCGUGAAAGUUGGAAUGACAAGAUUAUUUCCUCAAAUUCAUUUUUUAGCAUGUAAAUUGGGUUCGAGUAAUCUCAUGAGAAGUGUGUCUCGGUCUGCUUUAACAGAAUUUUGUUCAAAUUUUAGAUCUUUUUUUUUUGUGAUUGGGAGCAAAUUUUGUGCAUUAUUUAAGAAAAAUAAUUUCCAUUUACACCUUUUACUUUAUUAAUUUUUGUAAACUAAGAUGAUUACACCACAUACUUUGAUUCCAACCUCCAAAAGGAUCUAUAAUUUUUUUAUUGAAUGAAAUGAUUAAAAUUGAUAUUUUUGUAACUUGUACCGAAAAAUAAUUUUUUGUUGCUGUUCCCUGUAACUCUCUGGGAGUUCCUUACAAGAACUAUGUUUGAAAUCUGAUUUUUAUGUUUAGUGAUAUUUUUUGAUUUAAACUUAUUUGCAUGCGCACAUAAACUCAAUCUUUCUAUUUGAAUUAUUUCAAUUAAUAUUUGAACUUUAUAGUAUAGAACCAAUCCAUAAACUUUUCAUUUCCUGGUUACUUUUUGACGUUUUUUUUUAGUUGAAAUAUGUAAAAAAGUACCAUUUAAAAAAACAUUUUCUCAAUUCCAUUUUAUCUAAAUAACUAAACUGGAAUUGAGUAAAGACUUUGGUCAUAUACACUUUUUUGUCGAGUUGCUAUAGGUGGCUGUUGUCGUUUCACUUUGUUCUACUUCUGAUCUUUCUAGAUGGGACCAGUUCGUCGGAAAUUCUCAAUUAGUUUGUCAAAAAAUGUUAAGUGUCGGAAUUUUUUUUGUCACAUUUUGUGUAAAAAAUGUGACUGAAUAGUGAAAAAUUGGGAAGCCUUUAAAUGUAAUUUUUAAAUGUUUUUAUACGAGUGUUUCUUGAUGACGUGUCCAUACUGCAGAAUGUGAUUUAAGGUUAUUUUUUAAAGAAAAAUUUAGUUUCCACUAAAGAAUUUAAAAUUUUUCAUUCAAAAGUAAUUUCAACGAAACUCAGGAGCACCUGGUUAUUUUUAAGGUUAAUGGCAGAAAGAUAUACAAAAAAAACUUUUUUUCUUCUAAUUUAGUUAAGUUAUUUAAUGGUUAAUUAGCUGAAUUUAGUUGCUAAUAAAUAUGAUUGCAAAUUCUUUAUAUUUAGGAAGUUCUGCAGUUAAAGUAUACAAUCAGUACCGUUCUCUCAAACAAAGCAUAAAAUUGGUAACUUCAUUUAAGGUAAAUCCGAGAAAAAUCAAGUUUUACUAUUUCAUUUUCUAUUGAUUCUCUUAUGUAUAGUAAACUUUGCAUCGAUAUUAUUAACAAAGUUUUUAUAAAAUAAAAAGAAUAGUGACAGGUACAAUUUUAUAACGAAUAUAUUGAUGUAAAAAACUCAAUUUUAACAAAAAUGUUAUAUAACCAAUUUUAUGCUUUGGACGGCAGCGUUCACAGACCCAAAUCUUAUUCCUAAUUAUAUAGACUGUAGAAACCAGAUGUCCUAAUGAACUUGCAGCGCAUAGGUUGGCGCUUUCCAUGUUUUCAUCCCGUUUUACAUUAUUUUCAACCACUUUGCAUCUAUUCUUCAUAAAAAUAUAUAAUUAAUUUUUCUCUAAAAGACUAAACAAAACUAUAAACGAAAAGUAAAGUCAAACAUCUCAAAUAUACAUAAUAAGGCCAUACGUGUUUCGUUCCUAGCAAAGCAUCAUCAGGCUUAAAAGAUGAUAAGUGGUUCAAAGCUGAAAUGCAUAAAAAAUGAUUUUGAGAAACGCUGGCUCAGAGUUAUAGGGUUCUAGGUAUAUGAAUUUCAAGAAAAGAUUUUAAAGGUUGGGUUAUUGUAUGUUUAAUUUAGCAGUAUUUAAAUAUGAAAAUAAUUAUUGGAUAGAGUUUAACUAACAAAUAAAUCUCUUCUUUGAUGAAAUCGCGUUAGUACAUACUUCAGUGGCAGAUAGGAGCAAAAAAAACAUAGAAAUUUGUAAUCUAAACUUUUUUUUAAAGGUAAAUAUAGAACUAUGAGUGUAUUUUUGUCAGUGGCAUCCACUUUAGCAUAAAUUUUAAUGCUUCUAUCUUAUAAAUUGGAAGCUCUGUUGAUACAUUGAUGGGUAUUGCUUCAAUGGACAAGAUUCUUUUCAUGGUACACUCAUCUUUUAUUUUACACACACUUAAUAUAUUACUUGAAUGUGUUAAGUUCUAGUACGAGGUUUGUCCGGAAAAUACGUAUAAAAGUGGAAUAAUAUUUUUAUUUUACAAUUAUUCAGAAAUUUCAAUAUGGUCUCCUUCAAAGUACUCCCCCUGAGACGAGAUGCACUUUUGCCAACGCCGUUUCCACUGUUGGUAUAAUCGCUGGAAGUCUUCAGGUGUUAGGCUCUUCAAUUGCCGUGUCGUUUCGGACUUGAUGGCUUCCACAUCACCCAAGUGCCGCCCCCGAAGCACCAUUUUGCAUUUGGGGAACAGAAAAAAGUCACAAGGGGCUAAAUCGGGUGAAUAAGGCAGGUGUUGUUGAAUGUUACAAUGAUUGAGCUCCUAGCCAAAAACUCACGCACAACGAGAGAUGUGUGUGCAGGCGCGUUGUCGUGAUGAAGGAUCCACCUGCACCCUUGAGCCAAAUUGUUUUCACAUUGGACCUUGAUUUUCGCGACUUUUUUGUUCUCGGAUCUCCUGCUUGUUCCACUCCUUGCUUUGAGAUUUCAGCUCCACGUCGAAUUCGUAGAACCAUGAUUCAUCUCCAGUGAUGACCCUAUCAAGAAACUCGCUCUUGUUCUCUGCCUCCAUCCAAUCCUGACAACAACCAACCCUCCUUGCUUUCUGAUCUGGAGUUAAGAUCGUCGGAACGAUUUUUGCACAUAAUUUUUUCAUUUCAAGUGUUCCUGUCAGGAUUUCGUGGACGAUUGUUUUAGGUAUUGACAGUUUCUCAGCUAUCAUCCUAACUCGUCAAUCGACGGUCAUUAAGGACACGACCACGAAUUCGUUCAACGUUUUCCUCAGAAGUCGAUGUGGAGGGGCGUCCUGACCGUUGGCCAUCUUUCACAUCUUCUCGGCCUUCCCGAAAGUUUUUCAAAAACAGUUGGUUCCUUUAGAGAAUUGUCUCCGUAAACUUGUUUGAAACACUCGAAAAUUUCACGACCAUUCUUGCCUAGCUUUGCAUGAAACUUGAUGUUAAUUCGCUGUUCCUCAAUCAGAGAGAGCUCGAUGCCGACGGCAGGUAAAAAAAGGGUUGCUUUAAACGUGUAAACGUAAAUUCGCUAUAACUCGCAGAGCGCUCUGGCUCGAACUAAGCGUUCAGUGGAUAGUAUAGAAAGAUGAAACCGCCGGGCCGCCCCUCCCCUACGCGUAGAUAUCGGAACAUUUCAUACGUACUUUCCGGACAAACCUCGUAUACAAUAUGUGGCAUUGAUUAUGAAAAGUGUUACAGCCUAACUUUGGAAAAAGGUAUUUUCUAAUAAAGUAGUUUGCAGGACAGGUUAUGGAAAUUUUUAAAAUCAUUCGCUUUCAUUUGAAUUAUUUUGUAAGGGGAUUAACUUCUAAAAAAUUCUGAUAAGCCAGAAUGGACUAUAAUAUUCUAUUUUGUUUAAUACCUUUUCUAUUGCGCUAUCUGUAGAAUCAACUUCCUCAACACAAGAGUGACCAGGAAUCGAAUAUUUGACAGUUAUACUUUACAAGUUAUCUGCUUUCCAAAGAAACUGUGUAAGGGCAAAGGACAUUAGAGAGUUCCUGUUCUGUGGAACGCAGUUGUCACUCCAUAGGGUUAAAUGCUCUAUUUUGGGAUGAUCCUUUAUUAGGCUUGACAAAAUUUGACAUAGGGCUUUGGCUAUAUAUAUCUGUGCGUUUUCAAGUGCGCAGUAAAAAAAAUUUGCUAACUUCUGCUUUUUUAGGACGUUUUACCAAUUAUUUAGGAUCAAAACAAAGGUAGUAGCCUUUUCUUUAUGCUCUCUAUCAAUGUUUUUCUUGCUUCGACAUGCUUUAUUUUCCUAUAUGUGUGCUGUAUGCUUGUCGCGAUACAGCAUCAAUCUCCUGUUGCUCAUUAUCCUGCAACCUUUGUAAUUCGCAAACGUCACAUCGAUCCUUUUUUGGUCUUUGAAAAACAAGGUUAAACUCUGUUGAAAAAAUCUCUUAUCGGAAUCUUUGUUUAACGGGAUUUUAACCAUAUCCUCCUUAUAAUGAUCAUAAAGUAUUGCAAUAUUAAGAUUGAAUCCAAGUAUUCUCUUGAUGUGUCAGCUUGACAAUAGUGUCUCGUGAAGUAAUGUGGUCCCUUAAUGCUUGCACUUUUUCUUCUGAUAGUGUUUACGGUGCUUUCCUUACAUCAGCCAUUUAGCUAUACGAGGUAUGCCAAAUAAUUAAGUAGACAUAUAAUUUUACUCGUAAAAUGUACUUUAUUCAUUCAAAUCAAAGUGGUUGCCUUCAAAGUACGACCCUUCUGCAUAAACAUAUUUAUUCCAUUGAUUCUUCCAUUGCUGAAAAGCUUUCUGGAACUCCUCGGCUGCAAUAAAGUUUAACGUCGUGGUCGAAAUUCGCUUCAACUCCUACGGUUCCAUAGUGGCGUCCCCACAUGACUUUUUUCAAUUGGGGGAAAAUAAGAAAAUCGCAUGGAGCCAGGUCAAGUGAGUAAGGGGUGGUCCAUGAUGUUCAUCUUGUUUCGAGCAAAAAACUGACGAACAACACAGGCGGCAGGGAAUUGCUUCUCCACAACUCUGGACGGUAUCGUCUUACACGUUCACGGAGACGUUUCGAAAGUUCCAGAUAAUACUCUUUGUUAAUAGUUCUGCCUGGUGGCAAAAAUUUCAUAUGAACAAUGAGUGACAACCAAAAGAGACGGUAAUCAUCACUUUGGUUUUUGAUUUUUCUUUUCGUGCCUUCUUCGCUCUCCAGGUGCCUUCCAUUCACAACUCUGGCGUUUUGUUUCUGGAUCAUACUCAUACAUCACACCCUCCCAAGUUUAAAAUCCGGUUCACACUAAUAUAGGGGCUGUUUGAAGCUUUCUUUGGCACUCAAAAAUCGUAGAAUUUAGGAGUAGCAUUGAGUUCGAUUAAAAUAUUUCAUUUUUAAAAUAAAAUUAUUAAAGGUAUAAGGCACUUUUUUAAUAAACGCAUUUUUUACUCCAACCAAAACAAACUUUAAACUUAUGAAUUCUUAACAUAAAACGAACAUAUUUUCUAAAAACUAAAGAGAAAAAUAAAUCAAAGCGUUCAUGUCUUCAAUAAGAAAAGUCAGCAUCUUUCACAAAAUCAUCACUGUCGAAAUCGCAGUCUGUACAAAGGGAACAAACAUAAAAUAGGUCACUCAUUUCAUUACAGAUCCCACAAAUCCACUUUUUGCAUUGAGUGCAAUUAAUCCAAUCAGGGCCUAUGUAGGUUUCCCAUUUUUUUGAGAAAAUGGCGCCUGAGGCAAUUUAAUUAGGCUUCAAUCAAAAGGACAGAGUCUUGUGGCCCUAAACCCCGAUUUUAAAUUGUUUGACACAUUUUCGUGUAUUCCAAUCCACAAUCUAUUUAAGAGUUUCGGAAAAAAUUCUUUUGGGAUUGAAGCACUGGAUUUUGUUUCGCUGCGCCAUUUAUCCAAAAUCUCCCUCCAUUUUUUUUUGCAUUGGUGCAAACACUGCAACGUCCAGUAGUUGCAUCAAAUGGGUGCUAUUUGGUGGGAACGCUGUCCUAUAGAUAUUGUUUUCCUCAGAAGCUUUUAUUACGGUAGGUGAGAAAUGAGACGCUAAAUUGUCCCCGACAACAAUUUUCUUUGUGGUUUGAAUAAAUUUGCCAAGUUCUUAGCUUCAAUGAUUAGCUCAGCAAUAUUAACUCUUGAAUAGUCAUUAAGCUACCACUCCUAGGUAUUGAAAUUGCAUCUAUGUCGCCUGGAUAUCCCUCUUCACUGUCGCUAUCACUUUCCGUGUCAAUGGUUUCAGUUUGAGAUCUUGCUUUAGAUGAUAGUGGAGUAAAAUUCUCCAACUCUUGAAAACAUGACAAGAUCGCUCGGACCCAACGGAAAUAGUGGGCGACGUAGUGCGCACUUCCAGCUGCUCAUUACUAGCGCGCAUGUUACUACUACACAUGAGUUGGUUCUCUCUAUGAUGGUUGUAAUCUACCCACUACAAUUUUCUUUCUAGGAUUGUCAAUCUCUCUAAUUUUAGGUAGAACAAUUUCGAAGAACCACUUUUCAAAUUGAUCCAUAACGAACCAGCCACUAGAUGUGUGGCUAUAGACUGCUCCAGCAGGACCUCAUUUUGUCCAAAAUAAAUAGGUAGGUUCCCCUUGGAACUACGACUUUAUUGGCACCAGGAUCAUCCUGGAUUGGAUGAUCCUGUUGUGUCCAACCUGUGUCAACCAGAUUUAGUGAAAAAAAUUUCUACUUAAUUAAUUGUCAGACCUCCCAUUUCCCACUGUAUGGCUUGUUUCAUGAAUGUUGUAUAUAGUUUUUUGGCUGAUUCAAAGUUACAAGAAAAAAGUGCUUACAGACCUAAAUUUUUUUCCAUUGACAUGAAACUAAAACAAGUAUGUGUUCUAUUUGGUUGAAUUUUCUUGAGUCUUGUUCUCACGCCUUGUCUUUGGUUAAAACUUUCCCGUGUUUGAUAAAACAAAAAGUCGUUUUUCUUCCUGUGUCAGUUUGUAGUAACUGAAAUAAGCUUAUGCGAACUUCGUCACUAAUAUUUUCACAGCACUUUUUCCUACACUUCAUAAAAUCUUUUAAGUUUUUAACUGUUUUUGAGGGUACUAAUUUCUUUCGUGAAGAAAUAUAUGCUUCGCCUCUAUUUCAUUUAUUUUUGCGAACAACUUUCGCGCAUUUGGAUGGAUCUCUUUUUUCAUCUGUUCUACUCCGAUUUCGACGUCUAAACCAGUUUCUUGUUUCCUUUAGUAAUAGUAUUUUGUAAUUCAUUCCUAGUUGAAGUUAAACAGUGUUGAAAAUGUUGGAAAACAGAAAACGUACUACCUUCCGCCGUUAUAUUUAGUGAGGCUUUACAGUUUUGCUUCGCAUUUUGCUUUAGCUACAUUAUUUUAAGAUUUACUUUAUCAUCUCUGCUAAAAUAAAUAAAAGUGGAAUCAUAAUUAUAUAUAAACCUAACCUCACUAACCUAAAUUCACCUGUUGUAUAAGUCACCCAAUUUUAUGUAGAACAUAGAACUUUGUAACUGAUAAGACAUAUUCAUGCUACCUAGUUUUAUGAGAUACUGCUAUUUAAUAUAUUAACAGAUAAACAUAGAACUUUGAAACCCUGACUAAAAUGGAAUAUAGCUGUCGUAGAAAUUGGGAGAUACUAAUUCAUAAAAGUCCCUGUAACUCUGAGCCAGCGAAAAUGUUUUAUAUAAUUUAUUAUACUACAUUUGAAAAAUCAUAGGUGGAACAGGUGGAAUAUAUGGUAAAAACACUUGGAGAUGUUUGUGUAAUAUAAACACCAUUUUGGCGAUUCAAAGUAUUAAAGUUUCGUAUUUAAAGAUUUUUCUUUAAUACUAUAAUAAUUUCUACAAUACAAUACUAAUAUUUUAUUUCUUGAAUUUUCUAUAUUAUUGUUGAAAAUAAUAGUCACUAAAUAUCAUUACUAUUAUCCUACCUUAUUCUAAGAAUUCAAAUUUUGAGCACUGAAAAAUCACACCGGUAACACCUUUUCAGUGUAUUAGUAGAGUGCUAUCUAUCGGUAAAAAUAGUAACAUUGGACACUGACAUCUUUGCUCUUUUAAAAGGUAAAAAAAAUCAAUUUAUGGACUUAGUCCACUUCGGCUUUGAGCCCCUCAUAUAGAAAUAUUAAAAUUAUUAAUAAAACUAAAAAAUUUAAACAAUGAAAAGUAUAGACCAGCUACACACUGAUAUUAUAUAUUUUUAUAUCAGACCGUAAUUUUUUAAGCUGGUCUAUAGUUUGAGUACUAAAAACUCGAAUACUGUCUCCUAAAAAGUCGUUGGUAUGAUACCCACUGAAGACUUUUAGUCAUUUUUUCCUUAAAUUCUUCGAAUAAUUGUUAACCUAUCGUAGAUGUUUGUCUUGUUUUAAAUUGUAAUGUGAACUAUGUACUACUUAAGAAUUUUCAUAUAUGUUUGGGAUUUUAUAUAGUCCCGAUGAUGCUUCGCUAGGAGCAAAGCAUGUAUAGUUUUAUUAUAUAUUAUGUUUCGAAACCGUGACUUAUGGUUUACUUUUCGUUUAUACAUAUGACAGCACAGUUUUAGAAAUUACAGGAAUAUUUUAAUAAGUAUCGUUUAUGUUCAAACGUUUAUUAUGUUUCAGUAAUGCUUUUUUAAUAAGUUUUAUAUAAAAUUUCACCUUUUGCGUUACAAGAAGUUAUAAAAAAAAACUUGGAACUUUUGUGGAAAUUCCCUGAAAAAUCACCUGAAAAAUCACACCCUGCAACAUACCACCACAUCAUCAAGAAGCACCUAUUGUGAAUUUACUUAUAGGUGCUGAUAAAUUAGCUAAUAGUUUUAACGUUUUGGGGCUUUCUUUUAAGUUCCACCCGCAUAACAAAAAUCUCGAAAUUCAACUAUUUUUUUAAAACGACUGAUUACUUUUUAAUAACUUUGUGGCGGUAAACUCGAUUGUCCGAGUUGGAAAAACCGGCCGCCGUAUAAGUUAAAUUUAUAUAAUUUAGACAGGGAUGUCGGGUAGUUCCUUAAAUGUUUGCAAUGGUUCCAGUGGUGUUAACGAUCUCUUUCUGUGGAGCUCGUUAGCUCCCUGAAGAGACAACACAUAUUGGAAAUAAAUCUUGUAAAUAGUUUAGGUUAUUUAGUUGUUAGAUUGUUUAAAUAACCGUUUAGUUUGGCUACUAGACAUCGCCUAAAUAUUGUCAUUCUCAUAGAUUUAGAACUUUUUAUUUUUAACAUUGAUGUACAAAGUUUAGAUUUUAAGGCGAUUAUACUUAAUAAAAUGUGAUUUUUUUUCUAUGAA
Anthonomus grandis grandis is the source of this 10822-nucleotide messenger RNA. RefSeq lists its product as uncharacterized. Bases 16 to 1668 code for a protein of 550 amino acids. The record is from RefSeq and is a predicted model, not a curated record. Gene Ontology annotation, biological process: regulation of transcription by RNA polymerase II. NCBI's taxonomy places the organism in Eukaryota, Metazoa, Arthropoda, Insecta, Coleoptera, Curculionidae. The transcript has 4 exons. Gene Ontology annotation, molecular function: DNA-binding transcription factor activity, RNA polymerase II-specific; transcription cis-regulatory region binding.